Molecule: messenger RNA, 4032 nt
Organism: Gadus morhua (Atlantic cod)
Lineage: Eukaryota; Metazoa; Chordata; Actinopteri; Gadiformes; Gadidae
Gene: gpr184
Product: G protein-coupled receptor 184
Exons: 2
Coding region: 2771-3835 (354 amino acids)
Biological process (GO): negative regulation of G2/M transition of mitotic cell cycle; G protein-coupled receptor signaling pathway; G1/S transition of mitotic cell cycle
Cellular component (GO): membrane
Molecular function (GO): G protein-coupled receptor activity
Source: RefSeq, a predicted model, not a curated record
AAAGCAGAGCUCGUGGGGGGGCCCCGGACGGAACAUCCGGUGUGUCGCGGGGGUCCCGUCGGGUCACGUGGCUCCCGAUCGCUGGGGUGUUGAACUAGGGUCGGAGCUGAGGUCGGCCAGCAGUCGGACGACACGUAGCCGCUGUAGGAGAGAGAGAGCACGUCCCUGGAUCAAUGGGUGUGCGAGUGAGAGGCUGUGCUAAGCCCUGGAGUGGACCUGAUUUACAUAGGAGGCCCGUAGCACCGCACGACACGAGUGGACCUGGCGCGUCUGCAGGCAGAGAUAGAGUACCGCUCUCUUCGUUCGCUGAGAGCCCUUUAGCCGGCUGAGAGGGGUCCUCUCUGCCCCUCUCCUGCACAUCCAUCCCCGUCGGGGAACAAUCCUCUCCGGUAAAUGAUACCUUCUGUCUCUCCCUCUCUCUAUUGCAAUCGUACAUUAUGCAGGGUUGUCGUUCGUUGCCUUGCCUUCCGAUUGACCGUGCCACUUAGUAAUUACCGACUGAUACUAAGUGGAGUAUAGAUAUAUUAUAUAUAGAAAUAUUUCUAUGCACCCAUUGAUGAGUGUGCGGUGGAAGAUAGCCCACUUAGUGCGGCCGGUGGAGGUAAAUGGCAGUCAGACAUCAGGCACCGCGUUGUAAACAGCUCGGCUCUGGCUCCAUCAGGGGCCUUGGAUCGCCUCCCGCGGUGGGAAAGAGCAGAGGGAGGUAGGGAGGGGGGGAGGUAGGGAGGGGGCGGGGGGGGGGAGGUAGAUAUAGAAUUAUGGAAUAGUAAAUGGCGGGGCUUGGUUUCAGGGGUACCAUAAUCAAUAUUGUUUUUAACCAAAAUAAAAGUUGUUUAUUUAUAAAUGGAAUGUAAGGAAUGAAUAGCUUUAAGCACAUGCACUCAUACAAACGCAUGCACACACACAUACACGCAUGCACGCACGCAUACAAGUAUGCACUUGCACAUGCACACGUACACACACACGCCCGCACGCAGAAUGCAUAUCUCCAAUAUGUUUUCCUGUGGCUUCUUGCUGCCAGCCUUAUUAGGUCAUGGCUCUUAAGCUGUUCUCUUCUCCCAGGAACACAUUUGUGGGACAAAAUAUCAAAAUACUUCCUGUGUAACGUACCCCCCCAUCCCCUCCGCCCCCCACCCAGGAAGGAGGAGAGGUGUCCGACCCCCGAGAACACAUCCGGUGGCAAUGUUUACCACAGGUGUGAGGGGGGGAAGAGAUCUCUCAGUUUACCAACAACUCGUCUCAGAAGGGUGAAAGGGUGAAAGGGUAAAAGUCCUGUCAGUAUAUUAACGACAUCGUCUCAGAGAUGUGCACAAGUGUGAAAUAGAUCUCUCAGUUUAUUCACUACAGUUUCAGAGAUGUGAAAGGAUUAAAGCAAUCUCAGUUUAUUAAUUGUAUACUCUCAGAGAUGUGAAUGAGCGAAAUAGAGCUCUCACUAUAUUAACUACAUAUUCUGAGAUAUGUGUGAGGGUGAAUUGUCCCUCACUAACUACAGUCUCAGAGAUGUAUGAGGAUGAGGGAGAUCUCUCACUACUAACUACAUAGUCUCUCAGAGGGGAAAGGGUCAAUAGUCCCUCACUGUACUAACUAGGGUCUAAGGGGUGUGUGAGAUCUCUCACUGUACUAACUAAGGUCUAAGGGGUGUGUGAGAUCUCUCCCUGUACUAACUAGAGUCUAAGGGGUGUGUGAGAUCUCUCACUGUACUAACUAGAGUCUAAGGGGUGUGUGAGAUCUCUCACUGUACUAACUAGAGUCUAAGGGGUGUGUGAGAUCUCUCACUGUACUAACUAGAGUCUAAGGGGUGUGUGAGAUCUCUCACUGUACUAACUAGAGUCUAAGGGGUGUGUGAGAUCUCUCCCUGUACUAACUAGAGUCUAAGGGGUGUGUGAGGGUGAAGGAGAUCUCUCACUGUACUAACUAGGGUCUAAGGGGUGUGUGAGGGUGAAGGAGAUCUCAGCCUCCGAUCCGGCCCUUCCAGAUUCCUGGAAUAUUCGGGAUGCCUCUGUCGGACACAAGACAUAAAUCAAACUCACAUUAUUCAUCUUAAAUCCCUCCCUGGCAGCCAUUUUGAACUAUAAACCUGAUAAGUAGGAAUUAGAGGAACAUUCAGAGUAUGAGGUCCAUAUACUUAAGGGAAAAGGUCAGUGAGGACGCCAUGAGUUCCCGCUUCCUCCCUCCUGCUAGCUGCCUGUGCCAGCGGAGCUAUGAUCUAGACGUGGCUGAGGUCCCUGGCUGCGUCCCGCCUUGUAUCUUGCUCUGUAGUCACCCCUCCAUCUGGUUGUAUCCACUACAUCUAUCCCCACACCGCAGACACCCGCCCCACGCCAGCUGCUUCCUCUCUACACGGGUGCAGAAGCUCCCCAGCCUCCCUCCCCUCAUCGUCCUCUCCUCCUUGCGCUUAUUGUACGUCUCCUCCUCUCUCUGCUCUGUCAGCGUCCGGAGAGCGCUCACAUUGGGACGCCCGCAGACCGAGAGCAGAAGUGAGACACUCAGCUUUUCUACUUCUUUUUUCGUGGUUUUGUUUUUUGUUUCGCUGGAUGAUGCAUUCCUGAUUGCGUUAGGGAGAAGUGGUGAGCCAUUUGGUGAGGGUUUGACUGGCCGGUCAGAGUGAAGAGCUCACUGUGUUGGACAGGAGUACAUCUGAAGUUCUACGGCUGUUUCGGACCACUUUCCACCCCUGACGUCCCACCACAAGGAGCACUUCAUUCUAACUGGGCUCGGACAGGGCUGUACUCGCUGAAAAGGAAACCAAAACAACGUCCCAAAAAAGACAAUGAGCCUCUUGUUGUCCACGGCGACCACCGGCAGCGUGAUCGCGACCACGAACGCGACCAACAGCAGUGGGAAGUGUGUGGACAUCGAGGACAGCAUCAUCAGCGACCUGCUCAUGGGGCUGUACAUCCUGGUCUUCAUCUUCGGCCUGACCUUCAACGUUCUAACCCUGGGACCCAUCGUCCAGCAGGUGAGGAGCCGGAACGUCCUGGGCAUCUUCCUCCUCAACCUGUCCCUGUCCGACCUGCUGUUCAUCCUCACCAUGCCGCUUUGGAUCAACUACUACUACCACAACCACCACUGGGGGCUGGGCGUGCUCUCCUGCAGCAUCGCCGGCUUCUUCUACUACUCCAACAUGUACAUCAGCAUCUUCCUGUUGUGCUGCAUCUCGGUGGACCGCUGCCUGGUGGUCACCUUCCCGCUCCGCUUCAAGACGAAGCGCACGUCCUGCUACGCCUGGAUGGCCUGCCUGGCGGUCUACGCGGUGGUGGUGGUGCUGCAUAUCAUGGUGCUGGUGAAGGACAACCUGACGGACGCCCACGACGAGCGCAACGGCAACGACCGCUGCUACGAGACCUACCCCUUGCAGGCCCCCGUGGCGCUCUUCAACCUGCUGCGCGUGGGCCUGGGCUUCCUGCUGCCGCUGCUGGUGCUGGGGGUCAGCUACUGGAAGGUGCUGGCCACGGUGGGCCAGAGCCCCGGCCUCAGCGCCCAGGGCAAGAGGAAGGUGAGGCUGCUGUCCUUCGGCGUCAUUGGCAUCUUCUCGAUCUGCUUCGCGCCGUACCACCUGCUGCUGCUGGCGCGCUCGCUGAUCUACUACCUCAGCCCGGACACCGGUCCCCAGGGGAGCUACUGCUCCUUCGAGCAGGUCAUGCACUUCCCCUUCUCCUGCACGCUGGCCCUGUCCAGCCUGAACUGCGUGGUGGACCCCGUGCUCUACGUGCUGGUCAGCAACGGCGUGCGGGAGGAGGUGUUCUGCUGGAGGCGGCACAAGAAGACCCCGGGCGGCGCCACCUGCUCCCUGAACCGCUACACCAGGACCACCGCCACCCCCAACCUCAUCUGACCCCUAGAGGACCCCCAACUCCAGCCUCAUCUGACCCCUAGAGGACCCCCACCCCCAACCUCAUCUGACCCCUAGAGGACCCCCAACUCCAGCCUCAUCUGACCCCUAGAGGACCCCCACCCCCAACCUCAUCUGACCCCUAGAGGACCCCCAACUCCAGCCUCAUCUGACCCCUAGAGGACCCCCACCCCCAACCU